Messenger RNA from Prunus armeniaca (apricot), 180 nucleotides. Lineage: Eukaryota; Viridiplantae; Streptophyta; Magnoliopsida; Rosales; Rosaceae. The record is from the annotation of a GenBank genome assembly.
AUGAGAUCUUUAUUCCUUCCCGAUCGGCUUUCAAAUCCUGAAAUUUCCAUUAUUCAGAAUAAAGAUCUUGUUGUUCAAUAUGUUCCUACUGAUGAACAAGUUGCCGACAUUCUCACCAAAGGUCUCAUAUUCCCAUUUUUGUCUCCCCUAGCUGCCAUUAGGCCAUAUCCAAGGACCUAA